CGAACCGUGGACACCCCUACUAAGAGGUAGAGCCGCCGCAUUGCUCCCACUCUCUGAGGAAGGAGAAGGACGAACGCCUCUGGGCUGCAGAUUGUAGCAGAGCAGUCAUGGUGAAGUAUUCCAGGGAGCCGGACAAUCCAACCAAGUCCUGCAAGGCCAGGGGCUCGGAUCUAAGAGUUCAUUUCAAGAACACCCGGGAGACAGCACAUGCAAUUAGAAAGUUGCCUCUGGCCAAGGCUAAGAGGUAUUUGGAGGAUGUGUUGGCCCACAAGCAAGCCAUUCCAUUCCAACGCUUCUGUGGUGGUGUUGGUCGAACAGCUCAAGCUAAAAACCGCCAUCCAAAUGGGCAGGGACGCUGGCCUGUUAAGUCUGCCAAAUUCAUUCUAGAUUUGCUUAAGAAUGCUGAGAGUAAUGCUGAUGUGAAAGGUUUGGAUGUGGAUUCGCUGUAUAUUUCACACAUCCAGGUAAACCAGGCCCAGAAGCAGAGACGUCGCACAUACCGUGCUCAUGGGAGAAUUAAUCCCUAUAUGUCUUCUCCUUGCCACAUUGAGUUGAUUUUGUCUGAAAAGGAAGAAACAGUGAAGAAGGAGCCUGAGACUCAGUUGGCUCCAAGAAAAACUAAGAAGGCUCAAGCUCUAAGAAGUGGUGCUUCUUCUUGAGUGUUUUGUCCGGGGGUUGGUUCCUAGUAGUUCUUAAUCGUUUCAUUGUCCUCUUUCCCAGACUUUAGUUUCUUAAAAAUGUUUUGUUUUUUAGUAUUGUUGGUGUCUGUUGAAACCAAUCGCUUUUCUGAUUUAUAUUUCAUCAGUGUUCUAUUUGGUUUACUUUUUGGGUGGAAUUUUUUUUUAUAGUUAUUAAAUUAGCAGUGGAAAAAUCUGCAGUCUGCACA
Nelumbo nucifera (sacred lotus) is the source of this 886-nucleotide messenger RNA. Its product is annotated as large ribosomal subunit protein uL22y. Gene Ontology annotation, biological process: cytoplasmic translation. Lineage: Eukaryota; Viridiplantae; Streptophyta; Magnoliopsida; Proteales; Nelumbonaceae. Gene Ontology annotation, cellular component: cytosolic large ribosomal subunit; ribosome. Gene Ontology annotation, molecular function: structural constituent of ribosome. The record is from RefSeq and is a predicted model, not a curated record.